AUGCAGAGGACACAAAUUACGAUGUCCUCGGGAGGACCAGACCGGCCAGUCCUGUACGCGGUGCCUGCGCGCCGGUGCCAUGUGUAUUACAAGCAAUCUGCGCCCUCUCGGACGGCCGGCACGGAAGACUACCCCGGGAAACAGCCAGGGACGGGAACGACGCCCACGAAAGCCUAUCCCACCCAAAAUCCAAACCAUCUAUUCGGCGCCGAGAAACAUCACGGGAGCAGGAGAGAUGAUGGCCCGCCGGAGGGCCCAGGAGCUUUCGACGCAAAUGGUCCCGCUUUUUUUGGCCUGGAUCCGGCAAUUCUCUUGGGCCUCUCGGGGGUCAGCGAUGAUUUCCUGGGGGGCGGGCUGUCGAGUGGCCAGAACUCUUUCGGGAUUCCCUCGCUGAAUGGCACGCAUAUCCCCAGCCCCAGAGAUGCGGAGAGCGCAUAUGCCGACACCAGCCAUAGAUCGAGUGAUCAAAGCCAGUAUUUCAGGGACGAAUCCAGCCAAAGACUGGAUUCCGACUCCCUGAGAGCUGCCGAUCCUUCCAAGCAGCCACGGAAGACGAUGAGCAGCGCGGAUGCCGUUCAGAGGCUGUCUGUCCUGAUUCAGUCGCUGAGCAAGCAACUGGAGCGACUCAAGACCGCACCUUGGAGUGUCACCCUGGUCAAUAUCGUGUGUACCAAGCAGGGCCAGGAGGCAGCCAAUUCGAACCCCCUCGGAGAGGUCCUUCAAAGCACCUCCGAGUUCGUGCAAGUCCUCCAAACCAUCGCUUUCAAGACCUCUGCAGACCAGCCGGUGUCUGCAUUUCAAUCACCCAACUCCGAUCCCACCACGCUGUCGUCAUCGGGGUCUGACAUGUACUGCUCUCGCGCGGCAGCGAAUCUGAACAACGCCGUGCAGCCGCUUCAUAUCAGCUCUUCGCCCUUUGGCCAACUGCACACUCCAGAAUUCAGGAUUCCACCGCCCUCCGACCAUUCCAAACCGGAUCUCUCGACCGCUCUCCUGAUCCUAACCUGCUACAUUCAGAUUAUCCAGAUCUAUAACCUUCUCUUCCUGCGCGUCUGCGAGUCUCUAUCGGAAAUGUCGCACCAGUCCAUCUCAUCCCUCCAAUCUGUACCGGGCCUCCAGCUUGGAGGAUUCCCCGUCCAGUACGGGAAUCUGCAGAUCAAGAUUCUCGUCCAGGUGAUCAUGCAUCUUCUGUCUCACAUCGAACGCUUGCUGGGAACAUCUGCGGAGUUCCAUCUUGACCCUGCCAGCGGCUCCAAUGAUGGUCUCCUCAGUAGUUCGGAGCUGACCGCGCUGUCGCGGAUGGUGAUGAGUCAAAAGGACGACAAGGAGAGUGAUGGGAUGGGUGUUGGGUAUAUUUCCUCGCUCCGGAAGAAAAUGAAAAAGAUCCAGCAGAUGUUGGAACUGAACCCUUUUUUGUAG
This is a messenger RNA of Penicillium expansum, 1419 nucleotides long. RefSeq lists its product as uncharacterized. The record is from RefSeq and is a predicted model, not a curated record. The transcript has 2 exons. Bases 1 to 1419 code for a protein of 472 amino acids. Lineage: Eukaryota; Fungi; Ascomycota; Eurotiomycetes; Eurotiales; Aspergillaceae.